Messenger RNA from Dermacentor silvarum, 621 nucleotides. RefSeq lists its product as uncharacterized. The record is from RefSeq and is a predicted model, not a curated record. NCBI's taxonomy places the organism in Eukaryota, Metazoa, Arthropoda, Arachnida, Ixodida, Ixodidae. Gene Ontology annotation, molecular function: serine-type endopeptidase inhibitor activity. Bases 49 to 510 code for a protein of 153 amino acids. The transcript is spliced from 5 exons.
AUUUAGAAGAUGCGGAAUUUCUCGUAGGGUAAAGGUUCCUCUUUGCAAAUGUCAAAGGGUUGUGAAAAGGCAUUCCACGAAGCAAAACGCCGUAUGCUGUCGCAUAUAAAUCCGCUGAAAGUAAAAGCAUCGGUCGAGCAGACGACGGCUGAAUUGGCGCAUAACACCAACGCAACCGUUGGGGAAAAUGUACUUGAGGAUGAAACCACUCCGGCUGAGACCACCAGCACUACAACCUGCAACACGACAGGUGACUCCCGACCAGCGUUUUGCAAUGAACAUCCUGAUGAUGGUAUUUGUCCAAACGGAACGGUAGUAAGAGGAAAUGCCUUCAGCCGACACGAUAAUAUAAGGUGGUAUUUUUACAAUGCAACCCUUGGGUGCGUGCUUCAUCGAUGGAACGGUUGUGGAAGUCCCAAAAACCUAUUCCUAACUUGCCGUAACUGCACGGCAACAUGCUCUGAUAAGGAUCCUGAAGUAGAAUGUGAAGGAUUUGAUGAUAACCUUUGAUAUGACAUGGAAAUUUAUCUCGAAGGAAAUAUCCUUGGGAACGAUAUCUACUUUAGGCGUACUCAAAUAUCAAGUAUUUGGUGAAUAAAUGGAUCUAGACGAAGGAUGCAU